UGUGGGUUCAAAACCCAUAACUCACACUUUUUUUUUUCUUUUUGUUUCCUGCUUUCCUCAAGACUGAAGAACGCAAUUACCUCCUUCCUCUUCCUCAUUCCCCCAAAUUGUAAAACCAUAACCUCUUCCUCUUCCGCCUGUCCCUCUGUCCCCCAGCCCCGCAGCCGACGCGUCAUCAGCCAGGCAACGACUCCGACGGUCCGACGUGGGGAGACGUCGUUGAAUUUCGUCCUCGUACUCUGGUAGUGAGUUUCGAACCCACACUUCGAAAAUCCUUGAGACGCCACUGCUCAGUCGUGUAUGCAGUUGAAGCCACUUAACCCUUGAAACCCAAGAGAGAGAAAUGAGAAGAGUUGCGUCAUUGUUGUUGAAGAAGAACAAAGCCUUGAAUUCCAUUUUAUACAAUAAUGUCAAGGGAUUUUUGAGUAAUUCCAGCAGUUGCAGAACUUUUUCUUCUUCUAAUGAAGGCUUCAGAUUCUUCUCCUCUGCAAUUGGUUCUUCUGCUUCAAUUACUGCUCGAAAUGCCGCCAUUUCUAGCUUCCGAUCUUUUCCCAAGGUUGUCCAUAGAUACUCGAUGAGGGGUAUGUGCACAGCUUCUUCAGUUCCGAUUGAAAAGGCAGGAUUAAAGCUAUUAGUGACAGCUGGGCCACGUGCUCAGAUGAUGGUUGGAAUUUGGCUAUUCGGUUCUGCGGCAUGGGUGUUCAGCAUGGUUAUUCUUGGUGGAAUUACUCGACUUACUCGCUCUGGACUUUCGAUGACUGAUUGGAAAUUUACUGGGAACCUUCCUCCUAUGUCAGAGGAAGAAUGGGCACUUGAAUUUGAGAAAUACAAGCAAUCCCCCGAGUACAAGCGUAUUAACAAGGGGAUGAGUCUUGAAGAUUUCAUGUUCAUUUAUUGGAUGGAAUAUGCACAUCGAAUGUGGGGAAGGGCACUCGGUGUCAUGUUUGCUUUGCCAUUUUCAUAUUUCCUGCGUAAAGGGUUUAUUACAGUACGUCUUGGUCUGAGGCUUUCAACUCUAUUUGCUCUUGGGGCUGGGCAGGGGCUCAUUGGCUGGUGGAUGGUUAAAAGCGGUCUUGAGGAACCUGUAUCAGAAUAUGCCGAGCCAAGGGUAAGCCCUUACCGGCUAGCAGCUCACCUUACUUCGGCUUUUGCUAUAUAUUGUGGUCUUCUUUGGACUGCUCUUUCUGUAGUGAUGCCUGAACCACCAGCUGAGUCGUUAGGAUGGGUUAAUGGUGCAGCAAAACUUAAGAGACUUGCCAUCCCCGUGAGUCUUCUUGUUGGUCUCACUGCAGUCUCAGGAGCAUUUGUUGCUGGAAAUGAUGCUGGUCGUGCAUAUAAUACCUUUCCUAAGAUGGGUGAUACAUGGAUUCCAGAUGAUGUUUUGAGUAUGAAGCCAAUUAUGAGAAAUUUUUUUGAAAAUACAUCUACAGUACAGUUGGAUCAUCGUAUCUUAGCCACUGCAACCUUGGCAUCAAUCUGCGGUUUGUGGUGGACAGCAAGGAAGUUGGAUAUCCAUCCUGCUGUGAGAUCUUUGGUUGGCAGCACUCUUGGAAUUGCUGGUCUACAGGUUACUCUGGGAAUCUCAACUUUGUUGUCAUACGUUCCGGUUUCACUUGGCACAGCUCAUCAGGCUGGAGCAUUAACUCUUUUAACUAUGAUGAUCCUGCUUAAUCAUACUGUUCGCAAGCCAUCUCUCUCUCUCCUAAGAACUCUGCCUUCAGUUGCAAAAGCAACAUAAUCAUUCGGACUCUAUGUUUUACGAUUUGUUUACUCUUUCAGCAAUAGAAGCAUAUGCAACACAUCCUCCUUGUGACUACAACAUCAAACAAUCUCGGUGUCUCUCUCCUCUCUGGAGUGGAUGAAAGUUCGAUGUUUUGAAGUUUACAUUUAUUAAUCAAAAUGUAAUUACUUAAACUUUAUUGCUUUGACCAUUUUUUCAAUAAAACAGCUUCAAUUGAACAUACAAUUAUUACAGACAUCUUUUGCUUCUGAGCAACCAUUUUUCUCACAUUUUGACUUGUAUAAACUAAUUUUCAUUCUCCCGUUUCUUUACCUGGAAGUGGUUUGCUAUAUGAUCGAGUUGCCUUACAGUCUUACACUAUCGUACAAACCUUUGUUAUGAGAGAAUGUCUUUA
Messenger RNA from Chenopodium quinoa (quinoa), 2135 nucleotides. RefSeq names its product cytochrome c oxidase assembly protein COX15-like. The transcript is spliced from 9 exons. Lineage: Eukaryota; Viridiplantae; Streptophyta; Magnoliopsida; Caryophyllales; Amaranthaceae. Gene Ontology annotation, cellular component: mitochondrial inner membrane. The record is from RefSeq and is a predicted model, not a curated record. Gene Ontology annotation, biological process: heme A biosynthetic process. Gene Ontology annotation, molecular function: oxidoreductase activity, acting on NAD(P)H, heme protein as acceptor. Bases 344 to 1738 code for a protein of 464 amino acids.